AUGCUUUGCAGUAACAAUAACACAGUAGCAGGUGAGUGCAGUGAACCCGACCCAAAACAACAAAAACCCUUCAUCCUUUCCUUUCUCUAUGCCACUGCCGCUAUCUUGUUUAUGUUCAUUUCUCGAACCUCAUCGUCGCUCACACAAAGGUUUAACAAAUAUCUAGCUUCAGCGCUGAAUCAAUUUCGCGGAACAACCGAUAUGGCGACGGAAGGUGCCAAGAGUUUCGUCCGUCGCGAUCGUCUUCGCGAAAUCGAAUCGAAAGUUCAAAAAUGGUGGGAGGAAAAACAAGUUUUCAAAUCUGAACCUGGUGAUAAACCACCAGAAUCAGGUGAAAAAUUCUUUGGAAAUUUCCCUUUUCCUUAUAUGAAUGGUUAUUUACAUCUAGGUCAUGCUUUUUCUCUUUCCAAACUUGAAUUUGCUGCGGCAUUUCAUCGUCUUCGUGGCGCGAAUGUGCUUUUGCCUUUUGCUUUUCAUUGUACUGGUAUGCCGAUUAAAGCUUCGGCUGAUAAACUUGCUAGAGAGAUUCAGCAGUUUGGUAAUCCUCCGGUUUUUCCGAAUGAAGUUGAGGAACAAGAGAAUGUUGCUGCUGCUGUUGUUGAGAGUGGUGGUGGUGGUGAUGGUAAUACUGGUGAGGAAAAUGCUGUUGCUGGGAAGUUUAAAGGGAAGAAAUCGAAAGUUGCUGCCAAAUCGGGUGGACAGAUUUAUCAAUGGGAGAUUAUGAGGAGUGUUGGGAUAACUGAUGCUGAGAUUUCGGAUUUUCAAGAUCCUUAUAAGUGGUUGUCUUAUUUUCCACCGUUGGCUAUUGAGGAUCUUAAGGCUUUUGGUUUAGGUUGUGAUUGGAGGAGGUCGUUUAUUACGACCGAUAAGAAUCCUUAUUUUGAUUCUUUUGUUAGGUGGCAGAUGAGGAAGUUGAAGUCGUCGGGGAAGGUUGUUAAGGAUGUUAGGUAUACAGUUUUUUCGCCUUUGGAUGGACAACCUUGUGCUGAUCAUGAUAGGGCUAGUGGUGAAGGUGUUCAGCCUCAAGAGUAUACACUUAUUAAGAUGGAGGUGGUAUCGCCUUUUCCCGAAAAGUUUAAGGUUUUGGAGGGAAAGAAGGUUUAUCUUGCUGCUGCAACAUUGAGACCUGAGACUAUGUAUGGUCAAACAAAUGCUUGGGUGAAGCCUGAUGGGAACUAUGGUGCCUUUGAAAUCAACGAAACGGAGGUUUUUGUUGUAGCGCAUAGGGCUGCUCUUAACCUUGCUUACCAGAAUCACUCUAGGGUGCCUCAGAAACCAAAUUGUUUGCUCGAGCUUACGGGUCAAGAUUUAAUUGGGCUUCCACUGAAAUCUCCUCUUUCGUUAAAUGAGAUUAUAUAUGCACUUCCUAUGUUGUCUAUUUUGAUGGAUAAAGGUACCGGAGUGGUGACCAGUGUGCCUAGUGAUGCUCCUGAUGACUACAUGGCCUUGCAUGAUUUGAAGUCGAAACCAGCCUUUAGGGAAAAGUUUGGUGUUAGGGAUGAAUGGGUGUUGCCGUUUGAGGUUCUGCCUAUCAUUAAUAUUGAAGGGUUUGGAAAUAAGUGUGCCGAGACAGUUUGCUUGCAGAUGAAAAUCAAAAGUCAGAAUGAGAAAGAAAAGCUUGCAGAAGCCAAGAAACUAACAUAUUUAAGAGGAUUCACUGAUGGAACUAUGAUUGUUGGAGAAUUUUCCGGGAAGAAAGUUCAGGAAGUUAAGCCCUUGAUUAAGAGAAAGCUUUUGGAAGCAGGUCAAGCUAUUAUAUACAGUGAGCCAGAGAAGCGGGUGAUGUCAAGAUCCGGCGAUGAAUGUGUUGUAGCUCUGACGGAUCAGUGGUAUAUUACAUAUGGGGAAUCGGAGUGGAAGAGGUUAACUGAUGAAUGCCUAUCUAACAUGAGCCUGUAUUCUGAUGAGACGCGACAUGGAUUUGAGCAUACUUUAGGCUGGUUGAACCAGUGGGCUUGCUCACGAUCAUUUGGUCUUGGCACACGCAUACCGUGGGAUGAACAGUUUCUAGUCGAGUCUUUAUCGGAUUCCACCAUUUACAUGGCUUAUUACACCAUUGCACACUAUUUGCAGAACGGUGAUAUGUAUGGAACCAGUCAAUCAUCUAUCAAACCUCAACAACUGACUGAUGAUGUCUGGGAUUAUAUUUUCUGUGGUGGGCCUCUACCUAAGUCCACGGACAUCGAAUCAUCCCUUUUAGAAAAAAUGAAGCUUGAGUUUGAGUACUGGUAUCCAUUUGAUCUUAGGGUUUCUGGUAAAGAUCUCAUCCAAAAUCAUCUCACUUUUUGCAUUUACAAUCAUACUGCAAUUUUCCCCGAGCGUCACUGGCCUCGUGGGUUUAGAUGCAAUGGCCACAUAAUGCUCAAUUCUGAAAAAAUGUCCAAGUCCACCGGAAAUUUCAGAACUGUUCGUCAGGCAAUAGAGGAAUUUUCUGCUGACGCUACACGGUUCUCUUUGGCUGAUGCUGGUGAUGGUGUUGACGAUGCCAAUUUUGUCUUUGAGACAGCAAAUGCAGCAAUUCUCAGGCUCACCAAAGAGCUUGCUUGGUAUGAAGAGAAUCUGGCUGCAGAAGCUACUUUGAGAACUGGUCCACCCUCUAUUUAUGCUGAUCGUGUGUUUGCAAAUGAAAUUAACAUUGCUGUCAAAACAACUGAGCAAAAUUACUCCAACUAUAUGUUUCGAGAAGCCCUCAAGUCUGGCUUUUAUGAUCUUCAAGCUGCCAGGGAUGAGUAUAGAUUGUCAUGUGGGGUUGGUGGUCUCAAUCGUGAUUUGGUCUGGCGUUUUAUGGAUGUGCAGACACGUCUGCUAGCACCUAUUUGUCCGCAUUAUGCAGAGUUUAUUUGGAGAGAGCUUUUGAAGAAGGAUGGUUUUGUGGUGAAGGCAGGUUGGCCAACAGCUGAUGCUCCUGACCUUACUCUAAAGAGUGCCAACAAAUAUCUACAGGAUUCUAUUGUUCUGAUAAGGAAGUUGCUUCAGAAGCAACUUUCAGGCUCAAAGAAAGGAAAUAAGAAAGGUGCUCCAGUUGCAUCGCCAAAAGAAAUCAAGUUAACAUGCUUGAUAUAUGUCAAUGAACAAUUUGAUGGUUGGAAAGCUGAGUGCCUCAAUAUUCUCCGGAAUAAUUUUAACAAAGAUACUCAAACUUUUGCUCCGGAUUCCGACAUAAUGGAGGCUUUACAGCAGAGUUCUGUGGGUCAAUCUUCUGAAUUUAAAAGAACUCAAAAGUUAUGCAUGCCUUUCUUGAGGUUUAAGAAGGAUGAAGCAAUUGCACUAGGGCCUCAAGCCCUGGAUUUGAGAUUACCAUUUGGUGAAAUCGAGGUUCUUCAGGAAAACUUGGACUUGAUCAAGAGACAGAUAGGUUCAAAAGAUGUGGAAGAUUUGGAAAUUUUAUCUGCAGCAGAUGCUGAUUCUGUUGCUAGAGCUGGAUCAAAUGCAUCUGUACUAAGAGACAAUCCUCCAUCCCCUGGAAGUCCUACUGCCAUCUUCUUAGCUAAGUAGCUACUGGGAUCUCAACAAAAUGAAGAUGUGAAUCUUUAAGAUAAUGAUUGGAACCACAUCCGGCAAUUUUGUUUCUGUUGGCAGAAAUCCUCUUGUGAGAAUAGGCUGAAGUUUUGUAACACUGUAUCUUCAAGAAGCUAGUGCGUUUACAAUUAUUUACGAUUGUAGUACAGUUGCAUUAGACUGAACAGAUUAAUUUCUUUUGCUUUAUCUUUUGUUUUUAGUAUUGUUUACUGGUAUGUUGUGCUGUCAGAAAAGCUGUUUGAAGUUUUUUUUUUAUUUCGAACAUUGAUUUUUGAAAUUUGAGACUUUUAUAUGAUAAUGUUAAACAACUGAGUUUAGAUGCUA
Trifolium pratense (red clover) is the source of this 3843-nucleotide messenger RNA. Its product is annotated as leucine--tRNA ligase, cytoplasmic. Gene Ontology annotation, molecular function: leucine-tRNA ligase activity; ATP binding; aminoacyl-tRNA deacylase activity. The transcript has 4 exons. The record is from RefSeq and is a predicted model, not a curated record. Lineage: Eukaryota; Viridiplantae; Streptophyta; Magnoliopsida; Fabales; Fabaceae. Gene Ontology annotation, biological process: leucyl-tRNA aminoacylation. The coding region runs from base 1 to 3495 and encodes 1164 amino acids.